Messenger RNA from Dovyalis caffra, 486 nucleotides. The record is from the annotation of a GenBank genome assembly. NCBI's taxonomy places the organism in Eukaryota, Viridiplantae, Streptophyta, Magnoliopsida, Malpighiales, Salicaceae.
AUGAUGGCGACCCUUCAGACCGAUCAGCUCAAGCAGCUUAAGGACAUCUUCAUGCGCUUCGACAUGGAUUCCGAUGGCAGCCUUACGCAGCUAGAGCUCGCUGCGCUUCUACGUUCUCUUGGCCUCAAACCUACAGGUGAUCAACUUCAUGGUUUGUUAUCAAACAUGGAUGCUAAUGGCAACGGUUAUGUUGAAUUUGAUGAAUUGGUUAGUGCUAUAUUGCCCGAUAUGAAUGAAGAAGUCUUGAUCAACCAGGAGCAAUUGUUGGAGGUUUUUCGGUCAUUUGACAGGGAUGGCAAUGGAUUCAUUACUGCAGCUGAGCUUGCUGGAUCAAUGGCUAAAAUGGGACACCCUUUGACUUAUCGCGAGCUAUCAGAUAUGAUGAGAGAGGCUGACACAAAUGGAGAUGGUGUUUUGAGUUUUAAUGAGUUCGCGAACAUCCUGGCUAAAUCUGCUGCUGAUUUUCUUGGCAUGAAAGUUCCAUAG